Messenger RNA from Sinocyclocheilus rhinocerous, 5353 nucleotides. RefSeq names its product SUN domain-containing protein 2-like. The record is from RefSeq and is a predicted model, not a curated record. Gene Ontology annotation, cellular component: nuclear envelope; meiotic nuclear membrane microtubule tethering complex. The coding region runs from base 260 to 1996 and encodes 578 amino acids. Gene Ontology annotation, molecular function: protein-membrane adaptor activity. Lineage: Eukaryota; Metazoa; Chordata; Actinopteri; Cypriniformes; Cyprinidae. The transcript is spliced from 19 exons.
CAAAGAAACGAAGGCGAGAGGUGGAGCCGCUGCGCUGACAACUGUCAAAAGAGCCGAGCCCUUCCGUCCUCAAAGCAUCUUGUCGUAGCGCGUUAGAAUCCGUUAUAAGCCACGUGAUUGAAGUGAGUAUUCCGUGUCUCGUGAGUGUAACGACGUCUCUGUCGCUAUUCCGUUAUCGCGGAGCCGUUUCGGAUGAGCGGUUCGCACUUUGGCAGGUUUAUACGGACUGCAUGUCUUCCUGGAGACCCACGGAGAAGAGAUGUCAAGGCGAAGCACAAGGUUAGUGUCCAAAGAGACGUCCUUCCCUGAUGAUGACGCUGCCAGCACGAGCUCCACCGGAUCCACUGGACACAUCACUUACAAAGAGAGCCCAACCAGGAUCUUCAAGAAGAGGAGUGGUCGCAAGAGCACAGGCAGUGUUUCCCGCAAUUCAAGCCGCGCGAGCAGUGUGAGUCAGAUACUGACUGGGCAGCGCAGUGAAUUCACUGCCACUGAGAAUGAGAAUGGUAUGCCCUUUGCUACUCAGGGAUUCUCCUCUGGAUAUUCCUCGGCUGAGGAGCAUUACGAACAAUCCAUAAAAUCAAACCCUAGUUCUGCCCAGUCUGUAGCUGAACCACAAUUUGUCGUGUGGGACGUGUUUCAUUCUCCAGCUCAGGCUCUGGUUAUGUUCUACUGGUGGCUGGGAAGUUCAUGGUACAGCCUGACCUCUCGACUGUCUCUGAUCAAUGUGUUUCUGCUCAGCAGAUGCACAUCAGAUAUGAGAAAGACCGUCGUACUGGUCCUCCUUCUCAUCUUUCUCAUUUUUGGAAUAUGGUACUGGUUCCCGUUUGCUUCUCGUUCUCCUCCUCAUGAGGUUGUUUCCAAGACUCCGUCUGUUAAACACACAGAUAGACCUGUGAAAGAAACUUUUGAUCAUCUCCAGCAUGCCAGCCUGUCUAACUUGAAGGAAGAGAUCGUCAGCUUGCAUGAUAGGGAGGCGAGCCUGUUGAAAGACAUCGAACUGCUGAAGAUGGAGAGCAUGAGACAGAAGGUCAAAUCUGAGAUGAUGCAAACUGAUCUGAAGUCUAUGAAUGAUCAGAUGAGGAAUGCUGAGUCUGAACAUGAGCAGCAGAUUUCUAAUCUGAAGUCCAGCAUCUCAAACCUGCAGUCGGCCCAAGACCUCGUCAAGGAAAGAGUUGAUGCACAAGACACUCUCAACACUAACCUGAGAGCAGAGCUAUCCGACUGGCUAAUAAAACUCCUGAAAGAUCCAAGCUCAUUGGAAUCGACCAUAGUGCUCCGUCCUGAGCUGCAGAGGGCGCUGGAGGAUCUGGAGAAAGGGAUACUAGACAAACUAGUGCAUGAGAAAGAGAGCAGGAGAGACGUCUGGAGGACUGUGGGAGAGACGCUGCAACAGGAAGGAGCCGGAGCGGUCACUAUACAAGAUGUGAAGGAAAUCAUCCACAGGGCAGUUAGUCUGUACAGGGCGGAUGGGAUUGGAUUGGCGGACUAUGCCUUGGAAUCUUCUGGUGCCAGUGUGCUCAACACCCGUUGCUCAGAGACGUAUAAGACCAGAUCUGCGUGUCUGAGUUUAUUUGGCAUUCCUCUGUGGUAUCAUUCAGAAAGCCCUCGGACUGUUAUACAGCCGGAGCUGUAUCCUGGGAAGUGUUGGGCAUUCCGAGGCUCCCAGGGUUUCCUGGUAAUCGCGCUGUCUUACCCAGUAAGAAUCACCCAUGUGACACUCGAACACCUUCCCAAAGAGCUCUCACCGACGGGCCGCAUUGACAGCGCCCCGAAGGAUUUUGCUGUCUAUGGUAUGUCUGAUGAGACUGAAGAUGGAAAGCUGCUUGGUACAUUCACGUAUGACCAGGAUGGAGAGCCCAUUCAGACUUUCAAGCUUGCGGAAGCGUCAGAGAUCUAUAGCAUGACAGAGCUGAGGAUCUUGAGCAACUGGGGUCACCUGGAGUACACCUGUGUGUAUCGCUUCAGAGUUCACGGAGAACCUUCAUUCGUCUGAGAGGAAGAGGAUCUGAAAUGAUUCUUCAGCUUUGGUUUACUCUAUGCAAAAAAACAAACGUAAAGCUCAAAUGCACUGGACUCUUAAAAGAAUGAAUCAGACAGCUUCCUAAUGUACGAAUACCAAAAAAAGCGCACACAAACGUCAUACUGAUAUCAGAAUGUAGAUCGUUUGCCCUCUCAAAAAAUAUUUCAGUUUUGCAUUCCUCAAACAUUGAUUUUCAAGUGCUGAUAGGAAAGUUUUUAUGAAAAGGUGUACAUUUUUUUUAGUUGUUUAUACAGUUUUGAAUUAACUUUUGUGAUUUAUUGAAUUUUUUUCAUAUGAAGGACAGGCUUAUAUUGUGUGUAACAGCAAAUAUGGUUUAUAAAACCAAAUGAAGGACAAAAAGUGUCAUGCUUAGCUGGAAUUACCAUAAAGCAGCAUUUGUGUUGUAUUGCUCUGCCUUUUACAUUUGUUUUAUCCUCAGUAUGCGUUUUGCAACGAUAGAUGGUUCUGAAAUGUGUUUAUUCACGUCAUCAUUGAACCAUAUACCUCUUAAGAAGCUUCUAAUAGUUUGUUUAGGUAUGUCCUUUUGUAACGAUGCUGUUUUCUUUGAGCAGCAGUUCUGAUUGCACUCUUGAGACGUUAUUAUUUUCCGCCCCGGCUGAGGAGUAUAGACAGGUACUAGAUGGUGUAUGUCUCCUCUGCGGGACGGGGGAGGACUGGAGUCAAACUCAGGUUUUGGGUUUUCAAACCAAAGUGCUCUUGAACGUCCCAGAUUAUAUAGUUCUGUUGUCCUCUAUUUGUAUAUAUGUGCUUAAUGAUGCAGUUUUUCAAAUGCACACUUAAAAGGUAUAAAUAUUUGCUUUGUCUUUGAUUUAUUUUGGCAUCCUUUCUCAUCGAGCUUAAUAGAGCUUCGAUGUUAAUUUGGCAAGUUUACAUGAAGUUUCUGUCACAUUAUAGAUAUUAUUUUGUAAGAAAUAGGAUUUUUUAAAAUAAAUUUGAGAUGGUACAUAAUACUGUGUGAAUGCUAAUACAAAUGCAUGAGUUGCACACAUAAGACAUUUUCAUGCAGAUCUGCAUGUAUAGCACUGCACUGAUCUUUCCAUGCUUCAUUUAAUAAUUCAUGGCUAAAGUUCAUCCAAAUCAUUUGCAUGGUUUAUACACUGACAAUUCAGCAACUAAUUUUUUAGACCUGGCUCAAUUUGACUUCAAAUUCUACCAGCUAUGCUUUUCUACAUGCAAAAAAAGCAUAGAUAACACUUUUUUUUCACAUGCAUCUCAGACUGCUGUAUGUGACUUCACACAUAUACAUGUCUCUAUCACUUGCAUGUAUUUAAUAGUAAUAAAUAAAGAGGGUGGUAAUAUUUUUUACCCCCACUUUUCAGAAGUUGUUUUGCGUCUGCAUUCCCUAGUGUGGACACAUCUAUACAUAUCAAACACAAUGAGAAGAAUCCGGUUUCAUUUAUCUAUGACUGACCAGUGUCAUUUCACCACACCCUCACAAAUGCUGUUAUGAAAGGCCAAAACUUCACUACACAACACUGCCAGGGUUCAUUUGCUUUGCUGAAUUAGAAAUUAAAACGGUUCAACUUGCUUUUCUUGAGGGUCGUGAUUUCUGCAGCUCUAAGCUAAAGCAGUGGUUAUUAUAGGUCUUCUAAUAAAUAACACCAGUUUCAGUUGCUGGAGUUUUAUCUAUUAAGUUGAAUCAGGUGUGUUUGAUGAAUCAGAACCACUUGUUGGAAACCACCCAAACACUGAUCCUCAAUUCAUUCACAAACACUGUAUUUUUUUCUAACAAUUUUAUUUCCAUAACAGAAGUAAAACUGAAAGCAAAAAACUAAAUAAAUUAGGUGAUCUAAUAAAUACAGUAAGGUAAACAAAACAAAACAAAAAACGGUAAGAUGUUUUCAUUGUUUUACAGUAUUGACUACCAUGAUAGUGCAUCAAAGAAAAGAAAUAUAUUCUACAUUAUAAAAACUGAUGAAAAUGGUACAGCUAUUAAAAUCACACUAUAAAACUACAAUGUCUUAGACAUAAAAUUCACCUAUUUUACAUUCAUUAUUUACAGUUACAGUGGAAAAUCACCAAACUCUCCAUAGGCCAUAGAUCAUAUUUGUUUCUUUUGACAAUUCCACACAACACACAUCAGUGAUUUCAGUGGGACACGCUCGUUCUGAGAGUUCACGUGAACAUGCAUAUGAUCUGAAACACACAAACACACACACUCGUGUCUUUCUGAUGUGUACAAAACCUCAAACACACACACAAGAUGCUCCCGUAUGGAAUGCUGUGAGGGUGAAUAUGUAUUCAGGAUGCUGGUGUUGAAACAGAAAUUAAUUUGACCUGUUGUAUCGCUGGCCAAAUAUCACAUGCACACACUCAAACUCCACUCAAAAGUGAAAAAAAAAACUCAUUUACAGGUAUUUGAUAUGUCUGAAAAGUGACAAAUCAUAUAGGUGAUUAAUUAGAGCUGAACAGCAACCAUGUAGGUUUUUUUACCUAAAAACUAAAAUGUAUUCUGGAGUGUUUAAAAACCGGAACAAUGUUUAACAGCAGAUUAUAUAUAUAUGCUUACAUAAGUAAAAACCUAAUUUGAUGACUCUGAUGUGUUUAAAAAUCACAAAUACUUGGAUGAACUAUCAAGGGUGAAAAUACUAGGUUAAAAAAGAAGAAAAAAGGAAAACUACAAGUCUAAAAAAUGACAAGGCACAUUGGAGCCAAGCAUACUGUGUUUCCAAACAUGUGUCAGAGCAAGCUGAACAGCAGAUGGUGCUCAACAGACACAUGGUUUGUACUAACAGCAUCAUCAAUGGUCUGGUUUCGCAGCUCUUCCAUCAGAUGAAGAGGAAGAGGAAGGCUGUUCAGUGCACUCUAAUCAUGCCACAAGUCACAGUGCAUUUUGGUCGCUCUCCGUGUUUCCCAACUUGACAAUUUUCCCUCAACUGGAGGGAGUCGACUGUGCAAAACGCAUUAACUACUGACAUCUGAACUCAUGAGUGACAUUAUGAAUGUCAGAUAUUUGCUGUACUUUAUGAGCAACAUUCACUUGCACUGAUGCUAAUACUUUCAUUAAAGAGUACAUCUGAUUGUGCAUUAUAAAGUGACGACCUUACAAUAAAAAGUUGGGUUGAUGUAAUAUUCGGUGACAAGUAACAAUGAAACGAUUUAAGAAAUGUUCUGGUUGUCUCCUCCUGGAGUGAUCAUAACUAUCUGCAUUUCAUAGAGAAAGCAAGUGAACUUGUUACAAAAUAUAAAUACAUUUAAAAGCAUCUUGCAAAAGCAAGAACAGAAGACAUUGAUAUGAAUAUAGGAACAAAAAAUGCUUGCUAUGCAGAAGAGUUUUAACAUUAAAUGUACAUGUAUGACGUCAUAUUG